UUUAACAUGUCUAAUUUUGACGUUACAAUGUUCUUACAAACAAAGGAAGUAUUGGAAUAGAUGGAUGUACACUCCACGAUCGCCAUUGGAGGCUUUGCAGUAGAGAAUUGUAGGUUAUUUCUGAACCAGUUGAAGCUCAAUCCUCUGUUUACUUCGAGACCUUAAAUUGAUGCGGAAAGCGUCAUAAAGAAGAUAGGGAAUAUUGACGUUGUGAAAGGGAGUCGGAAAUGGCCGGAAAGACUAUGAGCGACGCGAGCAGUAGUACUAUUGGUGGUGCAGAGAGAGGGGAAAGCGUUGUGUAUGACUGUAGAAGACGAAAAUCCUCGUGCGGUUAUUGCAAAUCUGGUUCUCGCGGCAGCAUCACUCACGGUUUAUGGGCUCCAGAUAAUCUUACCGUUGAUGAUUAUCAAGAUCUCCUUGAUCGUGGCUGGAGAAGAUCUGGCUGUUACCUCUACAAACCCGAGAUGGAAAGAACAUGUUGCCCUUCUUAUACAAUCCGUUUAAAGGCAUCUGACUUUGUUCCAUCUAAAGAUCAACUACGAGUGUCUAGACGGUUUCAAAGGUUUCUAGAUGGUGCCUUGGAGCAUGAUAAAGCAGUCGAACACUCAGAAGUUUCAAGUACUUCCGAGGGUGGAAGUCAUGCACUUAAUGGGGAAUCUCACUCAGUAGGAAAGAACUCAAUGUCCUUUAAAAAUGAAGAAAAUGAGGAAGACCGCUUUAUGCUUCAUCUGUCUGAUAUAGUUGCUGAUUCCAUAAGGUUAUACACCAAAAACAUUGUUCUUCCUCGUAGCAUACAGAUUCCAAAAGCUUCUGUCAAGAGGGUUUCCCAUGCAAAGAAAAAACUGCUUGUUCAAGGAUCUCAGAAUCUUAUAUACUCCUGCAAUGUUGCAUUCCAAUUGUCUGCCAGCAUAAGGCGUGCUCAAGUUGGUGAAAUGAAAAUUGAUAACUUAGCAUCAUCAGAGAGUAAUACAGCAGAAACUGGGUUCAUACCUAAAAUAAUAGCUGAAAAGUUGGUAAAUCAUUUGAGCCAGGUUGAUGAGCUAUCCAGUUUCUCAAUCAAACCAUGCAAUGGACAUAUUAAUUUUUAUUCUGAAGAAGGUGAAGCUUCCUUCCCGAAGAGUGCUGAAAAGGCUAACAUUUCUCAGGAAACUGCUAGAGCCAGAAGUAAAGAUUCCAGUAUGGAAAAGAACCCUAAAUGUUCAUUACCGAAGAGACGUAAGUUUGAGCUACGCCUGAAAAGGUCCAGUUUUGAUCCUGUGGAAUACGCUUUGUACAGACGGUAUCAGCUUGUUGUGCACAAUGAUACUCCAGAUCGCAUAUCAGAAGCCUCAUAUAGGAAUUUUCUGGUGGACACCCCCCUCAACUUUGUUCCCUCAACUGGUGAUGGUACAGUUCCUCCCUGCGGUUUUGGUUCUUUUCACCAGCAAUAUUUGAUUGAUGGAAAGUUAGUUGCAGUUGGUGUUGUAGACAUCCUUCCAAGAUGUUUAUCGAGUAAAUAUCUAUUCUGGGACCCUGCCUAUGCUUUCCUAUCUCUGGGCAAGUAUUCAGCCUUGCAAGAAAUAGAAUGGGUAAAACAAAAUCAAAUGCAUUGUGCGAGUCUUCAAUAUUAUUAUCUUGGUUAUUAUAUUCACAACUGCGGAAAGAUGAGAUAUAAGGCAACAUAUCGCCCAUCGGAGCUUCUUUGUCCCCUUCGUUACACGUGGGUUCCAUUUGAUGCCGUGAAGCCAUUGCUCAAUCAAAAGUCUUAUGUAGUCUUAUCAGAUUCUUCACUCCAACAAAAUGGGGAAUCAUCACUUCCCAAGGUACCUAAUGAUAUGGAACUUGAACAAAAUGCUGAUUUCCUGGAAGAACCAGAUGAUGUUAAUAUGGAUGAGGAUGGGGAAAUGGCUGAGGCUUACUCGGAUAGUUCUGAUGAGGAUUUGGACUCAGAUAGCAGUGGCCUGCCCUCCUCUGACAUGGAAGAUCAAGAUGUCACAAAUAUUUUAAUCGGCAUAGGCGACUCCCGUAUGAGAUAUAAGGAUAUACAACAAGCCAUCUCCCCCUCUGGAAGGAGUUACUUAGAAAAUCAGCUGAUUAGAUACAAGAGAGUGGUUGGUAAAGAGCUUUCGGAAAGGAUAGUUUACAUACUUCGAUGACCUGUAAAUGCAGCAUUGUAGACUUCGAUUCUUGAAGUUCUCUGUGGGCUCUUUCUGUUGAUUGUUUAUACAUUUGCUCUGUCAACUAUAUUUGAAAUUACACUGCAGACAGUUGAGGCAUCUGAGUCCUUCCAGUUUCAUUCUCAAAUGAGGAAUGUUUUUGGAGUUAUAUAUAUAUACACGGAUAGAUAUCAAUGAGGUGAAGCAGUAUGAUUCUGGGAUGCGCUACCCUUCAGCAUGGAUGUUUUUAUGUGAAAUUUGUUUCUUAUGAAUUUUGUUGGAGCAAAUGGUGAUUAAAUGUUUAUCUGGGAUGGGAACAGUUCAAUUGGUAUAUUAAACAAUUUUUGCUGUUGGUAGUACAAAGUUCCAAUUAAGAUAAUACGUUCAUGUUA
Cucumis melo (muskmelon) is the source of this 2527-nucleotide messenger RNA. Its product is annotated as arginyl-tRNA--protein transferase 2. The transcript is spliced from 7 exons. Gene Ontology annotation, molecular function: arginyl-tRNA--protein transferase activity. Gene Ontology annotation, cellular component: cytoplasm. Gene Ontology annotation, biological process: protein arginylation. The record is from RefSeq and is a predicted model, not a curated record. The coding region runs from base 228 to 2135 and encodes 635 amino acids. Lineage: Eukaryota; Viridiplantae; Streptophyta; Magnoliopsida; Cucurbitales; Cucurbitaceae.